Anoplopoma fimbria (sablefish) is the source of this 3160-nucleotide messenger RNA. RefSeq names its product platelet endothelial aggregation receptor 1 (gene pear1). The record is from RefSeq and is a predicted model, not a curated record. Lineage: Eukaryota; Metazoa; Chordata; Actinopteri; Perciformes; Anoplopomatidae. Gene Ontology annotation, molecular function: protein binding; scavenger receptor activity.
CAGCGCACUUUUUCUUCUUCAUCUCAAUUGCGCCAUGGAAGUUGGUUUCUAACUGCGAUAUAAAAUAUCAUAAUCCGGGAGUUAUUGGUCGGCAAGGACCAUGCCAACUCUGCAGAGCUCCGCCGUCCUGCUGCUUCUGAGCUUCCUGAUUGGUCUAAGCUACUCUCUGAACCCAAGAGACCCCAAUGUGUGCAGCCUGUGGGAGAGCUUCACCACCUCAGUGAAGGAGUCCUAUUCUCAUCCUUACGACCACGUGACGGAGGAGCCUUGCUCCGACCCUCGGACCUCCUACAGAUGCAUGCGCCACAGGAUCACCUACAAGACGGCCUACAGGCAGGCGGUGAAGACAGACUACCGAGAGAGAUACCAGUGCUGUCCUGGCUAUUACGAGAGCAGAGACAGAUGUGUCCCUCGCUGCACCAAGGAGUGCGUCCACGGUCGAUGUGUCGCUCCAGACCGGUGCCAGUGUGAGGGAGGCUGGCGAGGAGACGACUGUUCCAGCGCCUGUGAUGACAAACACUGGGGGCCACGCUGCAGUCAGCAAUGCAAGUGUGAGAACGGAGCUCUCUGCGAUCCGGUCAAGGGGACGUGUCAGUGUCCUCCAGGGUUCAUAGGACGCCACUGCGAGGAGUCCUGUCCAGCAGGCACCUUCGGGAAGGGCUGUCUGCAGAGGUGCAAGUGUGGGACCGGAGGAUCCUGUAAUAAAACAAGCGGAGCGUGUUCAUGUCGGGACGGAUUCACUGGGACUUUCUGUGAGAAGGCGUGUGCCAAGAAAUGCCACGCCCGAUGCUCCUGCCAGAAUGGAGGCAUCUGUAAAGGCCAAGGGAUCUGCGAUUGUCCGCCUGGAUGGACGGGUGCAGUUUGCACGGUGCGAUGUCCAGAGGGAAGGUUUGGACAGAACUGUGCUGAGGAGUGUGUCUGCCACAACAGGGGCAAAUGUGACCCCGAAACUGGACAGUGCCAGUGUGCUAAAGGUUUCACUGGUAACAGGUGUAACGAGGAGUGUGCUGCAGGCACCUAUGGUCAGGACUGUAAAGGUGUGUGUGACUGCGCUAACGGCGCUCGCUGCUACAACAUUGAUGGAGGCUGCCUAUGCGAGCCGGGCUUCAGCGGUCCACACUGCAGGGACAGAAUGUGUGCGCCGGGCAAAUACGGCAUGCACUGUGAACGCAAGUGUCUCUGCCAGGACAAACAGACGCUCAGCUGCCACCCGAUGAAAGGAGAGUGCACAUGCCAGCCAGGGUGGGCCGGACUGUUCUGUAACGAGACCUGCGCUCACGGUUUCUACGGUCACGGUUGCCUGGAGCCGUGUCUGUGUGUGAACGGAGGGGUGUGCGAUAGCGCCACGGGACAAUGCCGGUGUGCCCCCGGGUUUACUGGGGUUCACUGUGAGAGUCUUUGUAAAAGUGGCACCUAUGGCAAGAACUGUUCCCUUGAGUGCUCCUGUGAAAACUUUGUCGACUGCUCGCCUACUGACGGGACUUGCUUCUGCAAAGAGGGCUGGCGUGGGCCGGACUGUUCCACCCCCUGCUCUGAGGGAACCUGGGGCCCAGGAUGCAACGCCACCUGCCACUGCGCCAACGGGGCGAAGUGUAAUCCUGCAGAUGGAUCCUGCACAUGCAAAGCCGGCUGGCAGGGGGCGCUCUGUGACCAGUCGUGCCCGAUGGGCACGUUUGGGCCAGGCUGCCUGAAGAGGUGUGAUUGUGUUCAUGCCGACGGCUGCCAGGCGACCACCGGGGAGUGCCACUGUCUGCCAGGAUGGUGGGGAUCUCGCUGUAGCGAGCCAUGUUCAGAGGGCCUGUGGGGGCGCAACUGUAACCAGACCUGUUUCAAGCAUUGCCACAACAGUGACACGUGCUUGAGGGAAACUGGAGUGUGUGUGUGUCGUGAAGGCUACUGGGGAGUCACCUGUCAGAACAAAUGCAGAGCUGGUAUGUAUGGUGACCAGUGCAGUAUGUCAUGCCCAUCCUGUGGCCAGUCGUACCGCUGCCACCAUGUGACAGGAGAGUGUGAUUGUCUGCCUGGACACACUGGACCCAACUGUGAUCAAGUCUGUCCAGCUGGCUACUAUGGCAAACAGUGCUCUCAAGUGUGUGUGAACUGUGCCAACAACUCCACAUGCGACCACCGAGACGGUCACUGUGAAUGUUUGCCCGGCUGGACCGCUACUGACUGCUCCAUACCCUGUAGUGCGGGGCGUUACGGUCCAUUCUGCACUCAGACCUGUUCCUGUCCGACCGACCUCAUCUGUGACCGAUACACUGGAGACUGUGUGUGUGUAAGUGAAGGAGAGGAAUGUAAACAAGACUCGUCUGUGAAGUCAGGGAGCGUCAUGGUCCCCCUUCCUCCCGGUGAGAGGGAGUCGUGGGGAGCCAUCGGCGGCAUCGUCGUGCUCGUCAUCCUGGUGGUGCUGCUGCUGGCUCUGCUGCUGCUCUACCGCCGCAGGCAGAAGGACAAACAGAACAACACCCCGACCGUGUCCUUCUCCACCAGCCGCACAGUCAACUCUGAAUACGCAGUACCAGAUGUUCCUCACAGUUACCACCACUACUACUCCAACCCCAGCUACCACACACUGAGCCAGAACAGGCCUCCUCUGCCACACCUCCCCAACAACCACGACCGCACCAUCAAGAACACCAAUAACCAGCUGUUCUGCAGUGUGAAAAACAUGGAGAGGGAGAGGCGGGGCCUGUUUGGGGUUGAGAGCAACGCCACUCUACCUGCAGACUGGAAGCACCACGAGCCGCGCAAAGAUCCAGGAGCUUUUGGAAUCGACCGGAGCUACAGCUACAGUGCCAGCCUCGGAAAAUAUUACAACAAAGAGCUGAAGGAUGCGGCGGUGGCGGCGAGCAGCAGCUCUCUGAACAGCGAGAAUCCUUACGCCACCAUCAAAGACCUGCCGGGUUUGCCCUUCUGCCCCCCAGAGAGCAGCUACAUGGAGAUGAAGUCCGCCGUGCCCAGAGAGCGAGCGUACACUGAGAUCAGCCCGCCGCCAUUCAACACGGCCACCUUACGCAGAGAGCGUCAGAGUUCCCUCGGUAAUGCUCCAUACGAGGACCCCCAGAGCCACUACGACCUCCCCGUGAACAGCCACAUCCCGGGACACUACGACCUGCCUCCCGUCCGCCGCCCCCCCCCCAGGAGAACACCUCAGUGA